AAAUAUUUGUGCUUAAGAUGACAGUUAUGCAACGUGCGACGUACACCCAUUGAUGAGGGAAAUGUGCUGUCUGUCUUCUGUUUCUCGAGCGACUGCAGGGCAGCUUGUACGCCGAACGCGUUUCUGCUUUUAUGCACUUCGCAGCCACAAACUCGCUUUUGCGCUGCAAAGGGCUGUUGAGAAGCCUGCGUUUUCUUCUCUGCUGGAGAAUAGUCUGGCUGAUUGUAGGCGUAGAUUGUUGAGCUGGGGGGUUGGGGGCGUCACAACUAGCUGGGAGAGCCGAGCCAGUGCAGGAACACAUCGCGAAUGAAGAACACGGACCCGCUUUCUCGUCAUGGAUCUCGCAGACUCUCCCGCCAAGAAACGAGCUGAGUAAUGGACUCUCUCUUCAGCAGCGAGCUGAGUCUUCUGGGAAGCGUGGAGGGUUUGCGGGAGGACGGCUGUGGGAUGGGCUGGCCCAGCUCGCCGCUCUCUGAAGACAUGUACCCCAGCUCGCACUUCGCCCUGGCGGCCGCCUACCACGACAUCAAGAGCCGGCUAGCCAGCCUUGAGCGUGAGAACAUCAGCAUCAAGCACAAGCUCAAGAACUACGAGGUCAAGUUCCCCAUGAUCAGUGAGUUUGGAGAGGAGCGAAGCCCCUGUUGCUCCUGUGAUCCCAAAGAGUCCAGCCUCAUGAUGAGUGACAGCAGCAGCCUGCAGCAGAACAUCAACUCCCUCACACAGGAGCUUCUGAAGAGCAAGGAACGGGAGGAGAGGCUGGAGGACGUCAUCCAGGCAUAUGAGAAGAUCCACCUGGAAAAGAGCAAUGUGCAGAGAGACCUGGAUAAGAUGACCACUCUAGCGGAGCAGCACGUGGAGCGUAUCUGUGGUCUGGAGGCAGCCGUGAGACAGAGGGACGACUCCCUGCAAAAGCUCAGCUCUCGCCUGCGCAGUGGCAAAGACUCUCCACUAGAGGCGCAGCAGCAGCCGUAUGUGCGCACCAAAGACACACACCACCUGCAGCUACACACCAGCCUGGACGUGUACCGCGAGUGCCGUGGGCCAACUCUGCAGAGCUCCCGCAGCCUGGAUGCUCUGUCUGACCUCAAAGUGCAGAGGCUGGAGGCGGAGCUUGAGGGGGCACGGCAUGAGGCCCAGGACGCGUGUCAGAGGGAGGAGGAGCUGAAGGCGGAGUUACAGCAACUUCAGGAAGAGAUUCGGCAGCUACAGGAGAGUCAGACACAGGAAAUGCCAGCAACCUGUGAACACUGUGAUGUGGAAUGGAUCAAGAAGGCAGGAGAUGAACAAGUGAAUCUGGCUCUUGCCUACACUGAGCUCACAGAGGAGCUGGGCCGUGUUCGCUCUCUGGCUGCCAAACAGAGUGAGAUCCUUAGGCAAUCUGCCCAAGAGCAGCAGAGCCCAGUCUCUCGCCACUCUCCUGCCUCCCAGCGCUGCUCACCCUCUUCUCAACGCCCUUCCCCAGACCGCCUCCGCCCUUCACCCCCCAUCUCCCCCCCGGCAGGCCCCACCUCUUACACAAGCCGCCCUCCAACCAGGUGGCUGCGAGAGCGCUUCCAGGGUCGCCGUAGUUACUCCGAGAUGUCUGACCCCUCGUCUCACGGUCGCCAGCCCAUCCACGCCCGGCUGCUGUGCGACCCAGUGUCCACCCUCCCCAAGCCGCGAUCCAUGGGUGGGGGCGAGGCGGGGGGAUACCAGUGGCUGCCCAGGGCAUCUCUGGGCAGUGCCAGGCCUGCGUCUGCCCACGGAGGCAGCCUAGGGGGAGGCUUGGGGGGGAGUUUGGGCGGCAGUCCGGCACGUCGCCACCACGGCCUGGAGCUGGGGUUCCCACUGGUGGAGAUGCGCCACCUCUGCCGCCUGGAGAACCCAUCCAUGGUGGCCGCGCUCGCACCUACCCCGCUGGUCACACCGCCGCAGUCCUCCGACGAGGAGGAGGAGGACUGGCACUGCCCGUCGCCCGUGCAAAGCCCACCAAGGACGCUGGGCGCUAUCCUGCCCCCCUGCCCGCCAUUCCCCGCCCCGGAGGGACCCAGCACCCUGACUUGCCACCUACAGGGGCAUCUCCAUGCCGACCAUUGCCAGUCAUGGCCCUCCAUCAAUCUGUGGAUGGAGACGGAGGAGAAUGCGGCCCGCAGCUGCCCGCUCUGCCAGCUCACCUUCCCCACCAACUACCCGGACGACGCCCUCAUCAAACACAUCGACACGCACCUGGAGAACAGCAAGAUCUGAGCAACACUGCUCCUAGUGGUCACAGUGGUAAUUUCACCACAGCAGCUGGCCAGGCUAGGAAUGGAAAGGACCAUCUUUGGGAAAAAGACCCAGGUUGUUUUUCCUUACUAAAGCAACUGUACAGUGUUCUUCCCUCCGCCCUGUAUGUCCCACUGGGAUACCUGAGCCAUAUUUUAAAACCAGAUAUUUUAUUCUCCCUACUAGGGCACUCAGCUGAUGAAAUGGGAGUGCUCCUCAAGGGUGAUUUAGCUUAAUAGCUUGGUAAUGCAUUUCUAACUAUAUAGUUUUUCCUAAUCAUUUUUUCCUACACUGUAAAGAUAUGAUGUGAAGAGGAGAGUCAGAAGGAGAGAGAAAGAGGGAGAGAACGAGAGAGAGAUAGAAAGUCUUCACUGAGCAUUGAGGAUGCUGGAGAACUGGGCUGUUUCAUCCAGACUCUGAAGCGGAACUACUCUUUAUUACCCCAUAGGGAGAGGACAUUAUUUUGAAAGACUACGGGGCCUCUGGUAGUGGUGUCCAUUUUGUCGUUAGAGGCCAUUACCAUAGUUUCUUGGAUGCGACCACAUGGACACACCAUUUGGCAAGCACUGACACCAAGCUGCCAGUAUGUUGACAUUUUCCAUUUGGUAGCUUGGUAGGACAUAUACCCGUAGAGGUAGAAGAUGAAGGGCUCAAAAUCAAUCACUCUUAUUAGAAUCUUUGUAAACUCUCAUGAUUUGAGCAGUCUCUGCACUAACUUUGGAUGUGAAUUCUUGCCACCACUUCUGCUGUGUUUUAAGGCAACCACAGGAAAGGUUAAAUACGGGUGAACAGACAGUAAAUGCCAUAGGAACUCAUAUUUGCAGAACGCUUUUGAGGACUGAAGGCCCACAUUAUGUGAAACUACUGAUGCUGGUAUUUAAUCUUUGUGCCGUGGAAAGGGCACAGCACCUGGUGAUUCUUAACUUAAAAUACCUCGUGUCAAUAUGCCAUCCGAUAGCGGUGUUAGAUUUGUGUUAGAUUUUUGUGUACAUACAUGACACCCUUUAGAAUGACUCCCAUCUCCCCUAGUGGAAACCAUAUGACAUUUCUUAAGCCAUUUAAACCAAGGCAUGUUCCACAUGAUUCUUGGCUACUGUAUAGCAUAAAACAUUAAAAUGAA
Messenger RNA from Clupea harengus (Atlantic herring), 3364 nucleotides. Its product is annotated as TANK-binding kinase 1-binding protein 1-like. NCBI's taxonomy places the organism in Eukaryota, Metazoa, Chordata, Actinopteri, Clupeiformes, Clupeidae. Gene Ontology annotation, cellular component: cytoplasm. The transcript has 11 exons. The coding region runs from base 376 to 2226 and encodes 616 amino acids. The record is from RefSeq and is a predicted model, not a curated record.